Molecule: messenger RNA, 2922 nt
Organism: Bicyclus anynana (squinting bush brown)
Lineage: Eukaryota; Metazoa; Arthropoda; Insecta; Lepidoptera; Nymphalidae
Product: facilitated trehalose transporter Tret1
Exons: 9
Coding region: 307-1698 (463 amino acids)
Biological process (GO): transmembrane transport
Cellular component (GO): membrane
Molecular function (GO): transmembrane transporter activity
Source: RefSeq, a predicted model, not a curated record
CUUGACAGAGAAUCGCUUUAUCGUGUACCGUGAUACUCGUAGGUAGAUAUCUCACAUGAUCGUUGUAAAAACGGAGAUUUUUCUUAUACCUACGAUUGUAAUCGCUAAUCAAAACAGAUCGGCAGAUACGGCAGCGGCUCCAGUCACAGUUGGCGGUCAAGAGGCACCGGUCUCUCGGCUCGGUGUAAUAUUCUUUCGCUCUUUAGUGCAUCGAAGAGUAAUCGCAAAGUCGCUCUCGAGCGAUAUCACUUGCGAUUGUUGUCGGUGCGAGCUUGUUUGUGGCAUUCCAUUGUUCCGCAUUUAGCCAUGGCGAAAAUUCCGACAGCAUUUUUGAAACAGUUAUGGCUGACCUUUGGCGCAUCGCUGGCUUUCCUAAUCAUCGGUCUGGUCAGAGGAUACUCCGCAUCCGCCAUCCCUUCUAUAGAGAGUUUGGACGCGGAUCUUAUACAGACUAGCGAGCAGAAAUCAUGGAUCGGUGCAAUCCCACCGCUGGGCGCGUUUCUAGGCAGCGUGUGCUCCGGGCCAUUGAUGCAGCGAACAGGCAGGAAGCGCACGCUCCAGAUGACAGCCCCGCUAUGGGCCACCAGUUGGCUUAUACUGGGCUUCGCACCCAACUUCGCUCUCAUCUUGCUGGGGAGGAUAAUGUCUGGCCUUUGUGUAGGGUUCGUCUUGGCGCCAGCGCAAGUAUAUGUGAGCGAGUGCUGUGACCCCGAGAUCCGUGGGCGUCUGGGUUCGCUGCCCACUCUGUCCAUGUCACUGGGCAUCCUCAUCUCUUACGUGGCUGGCAGCUGGCUCUACUGGAGAUAUCUUGCCUUCUUGUCUGCUAUAUUUUGCGCGGCGAUGUUUGUGGUACUUCUUCCACUGCCAGAGUCUCCGGUGUGGCUGAACGCGAGAGGACUGGACAGCACGGCUGCGGUCAACUGGCUGCAUCUCUCGCAGCAUGCUAUAGCUACAGUCAAAGAGAACGAAUAUAAUGAAAAAGUAGAGGAGCCGAAGAGUUUGUUCACCCGCGAAGUUUUCUUCUCUUCGGCGGUCAUUAAGCCGCUAAUCGUUGGUUUUGCGCUGCUCUUCUUUCAGCAGUUCAGUGGUAUCGACGCCGUCAUCUUCUUCACUGUGGAGAUCUUUCAAAACGCUGGAAGUAAACUAAACGCGAUGACAGCCACAAUAAUAGUGGGCGCGGUGCAACUGUUCAGCAACGGCGUGAGCACGCUGCUGGUGGACCGCGCGGGGCGGCGGCCGCUGCUGCUGCUGUCCGCCGUCACCAUGUGCGCCUCCAUGGUGGGCAUGGGCGCCGCCUUCUACUUCGAGUUCGAGCAUACGUCGCUGCUAGGAUAUUUGCCCAUUGCAAGCUUGGUGGUGUUCAUGCUGGGUUUCUCGUUGGGUUUCGGUGGGCUGCCGUUCCUGCUGCUCGGCGAGUUGUUCCCCACGCACUACCGCUCUCAGCUCUCCGCCAUGGGCAGCGCCGUCAACUUGAUUUCCAUGUUCACCGUUAUUAAAUCCUAUCAUGCUUUAGAGCACGUGUUGACUUCAGCGGGAACGUUUUGGAUGUACUCUUGCUUCUGCGCAUUGGCGUUCUUUUUCGUGCUCUUCGUGGUGCCCGAGACGAAAGGAAAGUCACUCGCCGAAAUCGAACAACACUUCAGAGGCAAAAAGGAAAAGGAAAAUGUUGACUUACAAACAAUUAAAACUAAAUUUUGAUAAUAAUAGCCAAAUAUUAAAUAAAUAAUAGCCAAAUAUUAAAUAAAGCUGAAGAGUUUGUUUGUUUGUUUGAACGCGCUAAUCUCAGGAACUACUGGUCCGAUUUGAAAAAUUAUUUCAGUGUUAGAUAGCCCAUUUAUCGAGAAAGGCUAUAGGCUAUAUAUUAUCCCCGUAUUCCUACGGGAACGGGAACCACACGGGUGAAACCACGAGGCGUCAGCUAUAUUAUACGAGUUAUGUAUACUAUUAUGUGCAAAAACUUUUCAUCAUUUAAUUAUUUUAUAAUAAUUGAUUGUUUAUAUUUUGUUUAUUUUUGGUAGUUGAAUGGUUUGUAAUUAAUUUGUAUGAUGAUAAUGACAUUACGCGUAAAAUGUCAAAGUCUUUUAAGUGUUUAAAAGUUUAUUAUUUUGAACGCGAUAGUAACAGUAUGAAAAUAUUGAAAACUCCCACUAGGCAAACUGAUCAUAUUUUCUUAUUCCUAACGAGAAAACUAACUCAAGACAUCUAAGUUACGCGUAUUUACAAAAAGCAUAUCUAAGUGCCUAGUGGGAGUUUUCAAUAUUUUCAUAUUAUUACUAUCGCGUUAACGUAAACGCUAAUUUAUAUGGAAUUAAAACAGUAGUGCCACUAUAUUAGAAAUUCACGUUUACGUUGACGCGAUAGUAACAGUAUCAAACUGCCACUAGGCCCUCUGAUGGACCAAGAGUCUAAAAGUGCAUUCAAAUCGACACAAUCUUAGCUUACAAACAUAGUAUGGAUACGUUUACAAACAUUUGCAAGCUUUAUACCUCUGUGGAUAAAAGCUUCAAUUUAAUUCAUCCGUAGAUGUUUGAGGUGUAUGCCACUUGUUAAGCAAGUUUCGUGCGCUUGCGCAUAUGUGUAUGCACCUUAAUGAUUGGUAAUUAAACGUAACCAGUAGAGUCGGUCGUAGGUUGAACAAAAGUUAGCAAGUACUAGUCUAUAAUAAAAAAAAGUAUUUUGUAAAAUAAGAUAUAUAAAUAAAAUACUUUUAUGUAUCAAUAUUUAUAAUUUAUUUAUUUAAUAAAAUACAAUUAGGUAUCUAUUAUCUAUUCUGUGGUUGAAAUGUGAUUGUAAAAUCUGUGAUAAAGUGUUGUAUCGUUGCUUGUAAAUAUUGUGAGUAAAUUUAGUUAUAAUGCAUUUUUAAGAAUGAUAUAUCUCAUGGGAAUAAUGUUCGAUGUAAAGUAAAAUGUUGCAUUUAUAUAA